GGGACGGUGGAUGGGGGUGCUCGUUCGUGUUUGUUGUAACUUCACUCCCUUUAAAAGGAAAACUAUGUCCGGAAUCCGGGAGGUGGCCCGCAAGCCCGGGUGGCAAGGCCAUGCCCGGCCCCGCGGCCGAGCUCGGUGUCCUCGGGAGCCGGUGCAGAGCGAGCGGGUUGCUCUCCCCAUCCCCUCCCCCGCCCCCGCGGCCCUCCCCUCCGCGGGCCCGGGCGGGGCCGCCCUGGUCUUUUUAGGCGUCAGCUCCUGUGCUUCGAGAGCAGGGGCGCGCGGCUGGCGGUCGGUGGCGAGAGUCCGGCGGCGGCGAGAGUCCAGCGGCCGGCUUGGCGGCACCAUGACGGGAAGCAACAUGUCUGACGCCUUGGCCAACGCAGUGUGCCAGCGCUGCCAGGCUCACUUUGCUCCUGCUGAGCGCAUUGUCAACAGCAACGGGGAGCUGUACCAUGAGCACUGCUUCGUGUGUGCCCAAUGCUUUCGGCCAUUCCCGGAGGGGCUCUUCUACGAGUUUGAGGGCCGGAAGUACUGUGAACAUGACUUCCAGAUGCUGUUUGCUCCGUGCUGCGGAUCCUGUGGUGAGUUCAUCAUUGGCCGUGUCAUCAAGGCUAUGAACACCAACUGGCACCCAGGGUGCUUCCGCUGUGAGCUGUGUGAUGUAGAGCUGGCUGACCUGGGCUUUGUGAAGAAUGCAGGCAGGCACCUCUGCCGGCCUUGCCACAGCCGUGAGAAGGCAAAGGGCUUGGGCAAGUACAUCUGUCAGCGGUGCCAUCUGGUCAUUGAUGAGCAGCCCCUCAUGUUCAGGAACGACGCCUACCACCCAGACCACUUCAGCUGCACCCACUGUGGAAAGGAGCUGACCGCUGAGGCCCGGGAGCUGAAGGGUGAGCUCUACUGCCUGCCUUGCCAUGACAAGAUGGGUGUCCCCAUCUGUGGGGCAUGCCGCCGGCCCAUUGAGGGCCGUGUGGUCAACGCGUUGGGCAAGCAGUGGCAUGUGGAGCACUUCGUCUGCGCCAAGUGUGAGAAGCCCUUCCUGGGACACCGGCACUAUGAGAAAAAGGGCCUGGCCUACUGUGAGACCCACUACAACCAGCUCUUCGGAGACGUCUGCUACAACUGCAGCCACGUGAUUGAGGGUGAUGUGGUGUCGGCCCUCAACAAGGCCUGGUGUGUGAACUGCUUCUCCUGCUCCACCUGCAACAGCAAGCUCACCCUGAAGAACAAGUUUGUGGAGUUUGACAUGAAACCCGUGUGUAAGAAGUGCUAUGAGAAGUUCCCACUGGAGCUGAAGAAGCGGCUGAAGAAGCUGGUGGACCUCACCUCCCGCAAGGCCCAUCCCACGGCUGUGGACGUGAACUCCACCUAAAGGCUCCUGCCCUCCUAGCUGCCCAGUGGCCUCCUUCCCCAGCGCCUCCCACUUCUGUUUCCUGCUCAUUCUUGUUGCUCCCUGUCUCUCCUCUCCACUCCAUGUCUGUGCCCUCUGCGUCAUCUUCCUUCCCCUUUGGCAGCUCCUGUCUUCCUGUCUGUGUGGAGGCUGGCCCACACCUGACCGCCACUUUGCCUGUCCCCACGAGCUCCAGGGACAGGAGCAAAUCAAGGCUGGGGUUGCCCGCUCCCCUCUUGGAGCAUAGCUGCCUGCCCACCCGGCUGACCUGUCCUUGCCGUGGGCCCUAGUGGCACCCACUGUCCUGGGGAGCAAUGUGGCCCCCUUGUAUGCACCUGGCAGCCCAGCCCAAGCAGGUGGAGGCCUCUGGGACACCCUCAGCACUCAGCCACUCAGCCACUCAGAUCCCUGUCCCCACAUUGGCCAGCAAGUCCUGCCACCCCAACUCGUGAGUCAGCUGGAGGGACAAGGGCUGUUCCCUCCACCCCUCAGAGCCCAACAUCCACUGUGGCGCCCCAGGUCUACUGCACUUCCUCUCUGCUGCACCUCAGGCCACACUGAACCUCUGGGCAGAGCUGGAGUGGUGGGGUCAGGUGGCUCUUGCCCACUUCAAGGUCACGUAGUGGCCAGCAAACACCUGGCUAGAGGCUCACAUUCACACAAUGAAGCCUGAUCAACCACCA
Messenger RNA from Heterocephalus glaber (naked mole-rat), 2070 nucleotides. RefSeq names its product LIM zinc finger domain containing 2 (gene Lims2). Gene Ontology annotation, biological process: cell-cell junction organization; positive regulation of substrate adhesion-dependent cell spreading; cell-cell adhesion. The record is from RefSeq and is a predicted model, not a curated record. Gene Ontology annotation, cellular component: focal adhesion; cell-cell junction; cytoplasm. Lineage: Eukaryota; Metazoa; Chordata; Mammalia; Rodentia; Bathyergidae.